Molecule: messenger RNA, 708 nt
Organism: Pochonia chlamydosporia 170
Lineage: Eukaryota; Fungi; Ascomycota; Sordariomycetes; Hypocreales; Clavicipitaceae
Product: MYB-like protein
Exons: 1
Coding region: 1-708 (235 amino acids)
Source: RefSeq, a predicted model, not a curated record
AUGAAGGAGUCCGGAGACAAUCUUUCAUGGGAUGACAUUUCCAAGUCUCUCAAUCGUGAGAAAAAUGAUACCAAGUCCCGCUGGAAGCUCAUUAGGCACCAGAGGACUCGCCAGCCUGCCAGUCAGAGCAGCGUGGACGAGGACGGCGUCAAUGAUUCCGGUCAAAGCGAGGAAGACGAAGCGAAAACGACCCAUGGCAAGAAUCUAGUCAGAUCUACAUGUGUUGUAGCUACCAAGAAAAUGGCGAAUGAAGAGCCUGGUUCGCACGUGGCGAAAGGGACAAGACACGGCCAACCUCACGACUCAGCCAACACGCAAUCCAACGACGAUGUGCUUUCCGGAAAUGGAGCAUCGGAUGAGUCGUCUUGUGGUACGAAUGAGCACAACCACGAGCUGGAGUAUCUUUAUGGUGAAAUGUUCAACUCUAUAUACCCGGUAGAGACGGAGUAUGAGGCGAAUGAAUACUUGCCCGAGUGGGACACUGCCAUGCUCGCAACCAUCGCGUGCAUGCACACACAAAAUAAGCUCCUGGAAAUGAAGGCAAACUUUAUGAAUGCAACAGGUGCCGAUGUACCCAUUGCAGUUCUUCGGGACUGGUAUGAGGGAGGUUGGGCUGCCAAGCAUGACUAUCGUCCCUGCUUGAAUCAGGAGAUUUCGAAUGAGCGGGUAGAGGAAUGGAUCGACAGUGUAUCAAUGGAGGAGAAGUAA